This is a messenger RNA of Fukomys damarensis (Damara mole-rat), 459 nucleotides long. RefSeq names its product interleukin 2 (gene Il2). The transcript has 4 exons. Gene Ontology annotation, biological process: immune response. The record is from RefSeq and is a predicted model, not a curated record. Gene Ontology annotation, molecular function: growth factor activity; interleukin-2 receptor binding. Lineage: Eukaryota; Metazoa; Chordata; Mammalia; Rodentia; Bathyergidae. Gene Ontology annotation, cellular component: extracellular region. Bases 1 to 459 code for a protein of 152 amino acids.
AUGUACAAGACGCUACUCUUGUCUUGCAUUGCACUAACUCUUGCACUCAUCACGAGCAGUGCACCUACUUCAAGCUCUACAAGGGAAACACAGGAACAACUGGAGCAAUUACUGCUGGAUUUACAGGUGAUUUGGGACGGAGUUACUAGGAAUCCCAAAAUCUCCAAGAUGCUAAAACCUAAACUCUACUUUCCCAAUAAGCCCUCAGAAUUGCGGCAUCUUCAGUGCCUAGAAGAAGAACUCAAACCCUUGGAGCAAGUGCUAAAUUUAGCUGAACACAAACAUUUUCCCUUGAUAAAUACCAAAGAUUUCAUCAGUAACAUCAAUGUAACAGUUAAGAAACUAAAGGGAUCCAAAACAGCAUUCACGUGUGAACUGAAUGAUGAAGAAGCAGACAUAGUACAAUUUCUGGAAGGAUGGAUUGCCUUUUGUCAGAAAAUCAUCUCGACACUGGCUUGA